AGUGCUUUGGCAUUGUGAUAUGUUAGUUACAGAUUUGUUUUGUUUUUCCUUCGUUGAAGGAUUUCAGUUUAACCUGAAUCAAUUGUUUAUUUCGACUUUCGACAGAUUGUACAGGUUUGCGGCAAGUUGGACAGAUGUAUUCCAGUGUUGUUUGAUUUCGUUCAUGAACUAGUGAUAAAUAUGUACAAAUUGAAUUAUCAAAUUCUGAAAGCAGCAGAAGCUCGUGACGUUUGUGGUAUGAUCGAAAGUAAUAGUAAUGGAUUUGUUUUUGAUUUUGCUCGGAGUGAUGUAUCAAAAAUUAAUGAUUUCUUCUCCCUGAUCGAGGAUUUAAAAGGUCGCUUUUUGAUAAGUACUAAGUAUAGAGGUUCUGUCAAGACCCCGCGUUCUAAUACAGUGGUUGUGUUUGCCAAUCAGUUACCAAAUUUGGAAUUACUUAGUAUGGAUCGUUGGUCAUUUUUUCAUCCUAAACUCGGACAUGUUGGUGUCAAAUGUUCUGGUCAGAGUAACAAGGGAUCGUUGUAUAAUUGUGAAAUAUCCCAAAUCAACUCCUGUGACGAUUUAGAAACAGGCUUGAAGAUUCCGCUUAAGAAAACAGACAAGGAAGCUUACGAAGAGUACAUCAACAAUUUUUUUGUUCGAAGUAAUAUGCAAAUGAUUGCUUCCAAUGCUCUUGCUUUCCCUAAUGCAAGAAUUCAAGCCAGUAUGAUUAUGACUCUGGUUAGACAAAAGAAAUUUAUGGAACUUGAAUCCUUUCUCAAAGAGCAAGAUUGCUUAGCUAAUAGUAUUACAACGCUUGACAAUCUCUUUGGUGUCACCAGCUCUUCUGUGGUGUCCGAUUCGUCUUCUGAUGAAUGA
Molecule: messenger RNA, 855 nt
Organism: Daphnia pulicaria
Lineage: Eukaryota; Metazoa; Arthropoda; Branchiopoda; Diplostraca; Daphniidae
Exons: 4
Coding region: 181-855 (224 amino acids)
Source: RefSeq, a predicted model, not a curated record